Messenger RNA from Lithohypha guttulata, 258 nucleotides. RefSeq lists its product as uncharacterized. Lineage: Eukaryota; Fungi; Ascomycota; Eurotiomycetes; Chaetothyriales; Trichomeriaceae. The coding region runs from base 1 to 258 and encodes 85 amino acids. The record is from RefSeq and is a predicted model, not a curated record. The transcript is spliced from 2 exons.
AUGGCCCAAGAGCUAAAUAGAGAUCAGGCUGAAGAGAAGGAUAGCAGGAAUGGUCUACAGAACCCUCAGCGCAUGGCAACGGAGAUGGCCAAAGCAUUUCAAGAGCUUGCAAAAGGAGAACAAACCGCGUCGGCUCUUGAGAAGCAACUUGAUGGCAUUGAAGGUCGUAUAGACGAGCUUCUGGCCGCAGCAGAGGAGGCAGAACGAGAAGCGAAUCAGAGAAUGAAGGAUCGCGAUACCGAGAAAGAACCUUCGUGA